Talaromyces rugulosus is the source of this 1509-nucleotide messenger RNA. RefSeq lists its product as uncharacterized. The coding region runs from base 1 to 1509 and encodes 502 amino acids. Lineage: Eukaryota; Fungi; Ascomycota; Eurotiomycetes; Eurotiales; Trichocomaceae. The transcript has a single exon. The record is from RefSeq and is a predicted model, not a curated record. Gene Ontology annotation, molecular function: DNA-binding transcription factor activity, RNA polymerase II-specific; zinc ion binding. Gene Ontology annotation, biological process: regulation of DNA-templated transcription.
AUGCGCAGCGUUCGGCACAUCAAGUGCGAUGAAGGCCCCGGAGUAUGUAACAACUGCACUUCUACUGGCCGUAAGUGCGAUGGCUAUGACCUGCAUCGCUUGCCUGUCAAAAAACUGGCUCUAGCAUUUACCCCGAAUAUCGACCCUCACCCGGGGUGGGUGACUACCACCGACGAGCGACGAUGCUUUUCGUACUUUCGACAGUACUCCAUUCCAGGCCUGGCAGUCUUCUUUGAUUCUCUUCUCUGGCAGAAAAUUAUCUUACAGAUCAGCCAUUUUGACCCUGCUGUGUACCAUGCCGCCAAUAUGCUCGGCGCCCUUCACCAAGACUCGGGCGCGAACAAAAUGCGCUUGUCUGGAGAAAACCUCCAGCUUGCUUGUCAUCGCUUCGCACUUGAGCAGGCCUCACGAGCUUAUACCCAUCUUGCCAAACGCCUGGCCUCAAAAGACCCCCAGUUUCGGGAAGUUACGCUUGUGUGCUGCCUGCUUUUUGUCAUGUCCGAUUUGUUACUCGGACGGUAUGACGAUUCCUUCAAACAUCUGCAUAGUGGGCUUCGCAUCCUCAAAGAGACACAGGAGGAACAUCAAAAUAUUAGUCUAGACGGCUCUCUGGUCCGGACCUUUGAACGACUCGACAUCGAAUCCGCCCAUUUCGGGCGAGGUACCCCGUUCUUGUUUACCCAUGUUGGAAUUGGGAAUGACUUGCAUAGUCUGGAUGUUUUUUUGAACAUGCAAAAUGUAGCAGACGUGCACCGAAGUGUGACUCUCCUCUUGAAUUUGGGCAUCCCUUUUCUCGCCCGAUGCUGGCCGCUCUCCGCCGUUGAAAUUGCAGGAAAAUACACCGAUUUGUUCCAAAACCAACAACAGAUUCUGUCCCUGAAUUAUGAAUUCCAACACCGGUUUCGGAUAUUCUAUCGCGACUUUUAUCAUACCCUUAGCGAUCGUGACCAGCGAGGCGUUGAUGUGCUUCAACUUAUGAGUCUUGGACAGAUCCUCAGUCUGAAGACCUGUCUCAUUAAAGGACCAGUGCCUGAAAGCUUCACACCAGAAUACAUCACCCUGUUGUCGGCGCAUCAAGUGCUUCUAGCCAAGUUUUCCGAUCGCCCAACAUUUACUUUGGAUUACGGCGUCAUCCCGGGUUUGUGGGUGGUGGCCUCGCAGUGUCCAGACUAUUCAAUCCGCUUGCAGGCAAUCCACACUUUACAGGCCUGGCCGCACUGCGAGGGGAUCAUUAAUUCUAACCUCGUUGCCUCUAUGGCUUUGGAAAAAUUGAAGGCAGAAUUACGAAUUCGUGGUCAACUACACAGGUCGAUUAUAGACGCGGACACGGAAGAGGAGCUUUUCAGGUUCCUGUUUGACACGUUGAUGUCAACACAGCAGGCGACGAAUUGGUCGUUCAUCCACGGAACUGAUUUGCUUCAGAGAUUGUCUAUGACGGGGAUAUAUACAUCUAGCAAGAGCUUGGAAUUACCGUCCUUAAUCUAUAUCGGUACGCUCUGUACACAAUGA